This is a messenger RNA of Penicillium maclennaniae, 393 nucleotides long. RefSeq lists its product as uncharacterized. The transcript has a single exon. The record is from RefSeq and is a predicted model, not a curated record. NCBI's taxonomy places the organism in Eukaryota, Fungi, Ascomycota, Eurotiomycetes, Eurotiales, Aspergillaceae. Bases 1 to 393 code for a protein of 130 amino acids.
AUGCCAGACCCAUACAAGACUUAUGAGAUGGCGAGUGAGGGUAUUGGUUUCGCAUGUGCAGCAGCAGGAGCCUCCGCAGGGGUUGCAAACCCCAUGGGCGUGGUCCAGAAUGCCCAGCAGGCGUACCAUAUGCACCAGUAUGGAAAGAUUGUAAGCCCACAUAGCACAAACAGCUUCACAAUUAAAGCAAAUCCUGACCUGAGUUUCACAAAGCAAGUGCAAGGCAUGAGGCAAGCUAUAGCCAAUGAGGAGAAAGCUCGCGAAUACCAACGCCAGAUGCAGUCUCCGCAAGUCCAGGCUUCUUCUCUGGCUUAUGGGUCAAAUGGAAUUACUAGGGAGAAUGGGUAUGUGCAAGACAAGGAUGGUAGGAUUGUCUAUGUUGGGAAGAAGUGA